Molecule: messenger RNA, 2571 nt
Organism: Talaromyces proteolyticus
Lineage: Eukaryota; Fungi; Ascomycota; Eurotiomycetes; Eurotiales; Trichocomaceae
Exons: 4
Coding region: 1-2571 (856 amino acids)
Biological process (GO): regulation of DNA-templated transcription
Cellular component (GO): chromatin; nucleus
Molecular function (GO): protein binding; histone H3K36 methyltransferase activity
Source: RefSeq, a predicted model, not a curated record
AUGUUUGGCUCAAUUGUUGAUUUCCUCUCCCCUACGGCACGGAUCAAUCGUUCUUCGCGCAAGCUGGCCACUCCGGCUUCCAAGAUGCCACCACGCCGCACCCGCUCCUCCCUGGAAUCAGCUGUCCAGAUGGCCCCCGCUGCUACAAGCUCCGAGCAGCAGCAGCAGGAUGCGCCGGAUCAUGCUGACGAGCCCAUUAUUGGCGUGGACUUCUCCGGUCCUCUGCUCACACCUGAGGCCAGCCGCUCUGAAACCUCCAGCAACAACGAGCUUAAUGCCAGCGACGAGAAGCCCGUGACACGAAGGAAGUCGACACGCGUGUCAACGCGUACUUCCUUGCGGGGAUUGGGGAAAUUGCGCGAAAAUGAGGAGGAUCACGAACACGAUGACUCUGAGGCUUCUGUUGAGCCUAAGAUCCGCACUGUCUCGGGAGAAACGCUCGUUGACAGCAUUGUUGAGAGCCGUGCCUCACGCUCGUCGUUGAGAAAUAGUGUUGGUAUUGUGAACAACUCUUGGAGCCAGACUACACUUCUGCGGGAGGGGGCUGAGAAUGAUGGAAACACACGGCCCGACACCCCGGUGUCAAAAGAAUCCAAAGAAUCACCAGAUCCAUCUCGCCGUCGAUCUCUGCGUGCUCGAUCAGCCAUCGAACAAAAGGAUGAAUCGCAGGCUGAAAAGGACGAGGAAAUGACUGAGGCGACACCCAAAUCUGCCAACAAGGCAGAAAAAGCAGCACCUCCACGUCGUUCAUCCCGACUUAGCUUGGUUACAAGGACGACAGAGGUUCUUGAUAGGGCUGCUAGUGUUUUGGGUAAACGGUCUCGUGAUGCUAUGGAGAAGGUUAUCAUGAAGCGCCGUGCUAGCUUGCGUCCGCGCUAUUCGCUGCCAGCCAAUCCUGACAACAUCACUUCAGGCGCAUCGCAACUUCCAGACCCUAAGAAACGCCGGCUCUCCGAUAGUGAUUUGCAAUUGAAGAAGAAAGAGUCUGAUGAGAGCCCUGAAAAGGCUGCCCCUGGCCCUAUUCGACCUAAACCCAAGCGAUGGCUAGAGAAAGGUCUCUAUACAGGCCAACACCGUGACUACGAUCCUCGACUAAACGAAGCCAACAAUAAGAUCAAAUUUGCGAAACGGAACGCCCCUCGCAAGGCCCAACCUAAGCUGCUUCCAUUACCUAUGUUUGCUGGCGAACGUCUUUUAAAAAACGGCCGGGAUUUUAAGCUACCUUUCGAUAUUUUCUCUCCACUCCCCCCUGGUCAACCGAAACCGGAUGAGUGGAAGAAGACCAAUCGAAAUGUCUUUGUCGGAGAUGCUGCCAGCUUCUGGCGCGAGAACAAGAAGAUUGAAUUGUCAACCUGCCUAUGUGAUGAGGAUACUGGCUGUGAUGAGAACUGCCAAAAUAGGUUCAUGUUUUAUGAGUGUGAUGCCAGCAAUUGCCGUGUUGGUGCUAACUGCGGCAACCGAAACUUCGACGAAUUGAAACACCGAACAAAGGCUGGAGGCAAAUAUAACAUUGGUGUUGAGGUUAUCAAGACCACAGAUCGAGGAUAUGGUGUACGCAGCAACCGUACAUUCGAACCGAACCAGAUCAUCGUUGAAUACACAGGCGAGAUCAUCACACAAACAGAAUGCGAGCGACGCAUGAGGACAGUUUAUAAGCACAACGAAUGCUAUUAUUUGAUGUAUUUCGACCAAAACAUGAUUAUUGACGCUACUCGUGGCUCUAUUGCUCGAUUUGUCAACCACUCAUGCGAGCCAAACUGCAGAAUGGAGAAAUGGACAGUUGGUGGCAAACCACGCAUGGCCCUUUUUGCCGGCGAUAAAGGUAUCAUGACUGGAGAGGAGCUUACCUAUGACUAUAAUUUUGACCCAUUUUCACAAAAGAAUGUGCAAGAAUGCCGUUGUGGAACAGAGACCUGUCGUGGUGUUCUUGGUCCUCGGCCGAAGGAUCGCGCGCCAAAGGAGUCCAAGGGUGAUGACAAGAAGAAACCCGUCAAGAAAAGAUCCAAGGCAACUUUGGCCGGCACAAAGCGCAAGCUUGGAAAUAUUCUUGACGAAUCAACAUCAGCCCUGAAUAAGAAACGUAAGGUUCUAGCUACCAAGUCGGUUAAGAAGACUGUCACCAAGGCAGUAUCCAAAGCCAAGGCUAGUCUCACUUCCAAGAAAGCGCCGGUACAGGUUAAAAAGAAUGUCACCGUUACGAAGGUAAGCUCUAGAGAUUCUAAAAUUCGAGCAAAGACCAUCAGCAAGGCAAAGGUCACCAAAGUUUCCACUGCAGGCAAAUCGUCCCCCAAAGCAAAAGCGAUCCAGGCGAAAUCGCAAACCAAAAGAGCAGUUUCAGUCUCGUCUACGAGCGUGAAAGCCCCCAAAGCCAAGCCUAUGUCUGCAUCGGAAAAGGUGAAGGCCAAACUGAAAGCCACUGCACGUCGUUCCACCAGUUUCAAGAAAGGCACCCAGACCCUCAAAUUGAAAAGCCCCGCAGUCAAAAAGCUAUCUGGUUCCGCAAAGAAGACGCCUUCAAAGAGCACCCCUAUCAAAACUCCUAGUCGAGUAGGGAGCGUCAAAAAAAACUAA